CGCCUUCCAUCGCGAUAUUUAUAACUUAUCACAUGUGUAAUUAAGUCUGGAUAAAAGAGACACUUUCCGUGAUAUUGUUAGGUUGUAACAAGCAAGUAUGAUAUUUUUUUCAGCCUUUGCCAAAUUUCUAUUCUAAAUAAUCAUAAAUUUGACACAAAAACUUGAUUACGAAACACCGUUGAAUAUUGGUUACGAAAUCAAUUUACGGCGGGAAACCAGCUUGGAAAAGACAACAGUAAACAGGGCUAAAGGUUUAUCCAAAGGAAGGGAAAUGUCUACUACACGCAGUACCCGUGCCAAACGAACACUAAAUCGGACAGAUGGAGAUGGAAAUACGAGUUUGAAGAGGAAAAGGAGUGGUAAAGGUGAUGCGAUUAAGGAGGAGAAGAUACCGCUACAAGAGGUUGAAUCAAACCAACAAACCACAUGUACAGUAAUAAAGAAAGAACCCACCAUAUUGACUGACCAGCAACAAGUAGUAAAAGCACAGACAGAGCCGACAUCACAGUCAAGUGAUGAAGAGGACUUGCAUGAUGAGGAUGGAAUUAGCACAUAUGAGAAAAGAAGACUUAAGAACAUCAAAGACAAUGCUGACUUUUUCUCCAGCCUGGGAAUAUCCGAGAUGAAAAAUGAGUUAAAGCCAUCCACAGCAAAACUAAAAGCAUCUAGCAGGGGUCUGAAAAAGGAGAAGGCACCAAGGGUACCACUACCAAGGAGGAUCAGUCUACGCCUACUGAGGGUUGACCCUAGCGGCAAUUCGCUGCCACCCGUGCCGUUAUUGCCGGAACCUCUCGAAGAACAUCCCAGAAAACCAAGUGGUCCUCUUGAGAUGAGGAAAAGCUUAUUAAAGGAAGGAAGUUUGGAGGAUCACAAUGAUCUGAUGGCGAAAUUAAAAGGACUGGUGCAAAAGGGGACAAAUUCAAAGGAAGACAGCUCAAAGAAAACUACAGCCAGUACCAGGACGACAGAACAGUUCAUGAAAGGCUUCAGUAAGAUGCGGCUGGUAGCAGAAAGAGUUGCCAAGGUGGUGCCCAACCGAGUGUUUUCUUUGGACAUCCACCCCUCAGAGGAUAGGGUACUGGUUGUGGCUGGGGACAAGUGGGGUGCUGUCGGACUUUGGGACGUGGAGCCUGGCCGUGAACACUUGACUGAUGGGGUGUUAACCUACACGCCUCACUCCCGCCCUGUCAACUGUCUGCGUUUCUCACCAUGGAAUUCUUCUCAUCUUUACUCAAAUAGUUACGAUGGGACGUUGCGAGUUGGAGACCUUCAAAAGGAAAUAUUUGAUGAGGUAUACGCCACAUCAGAAGAUGAUUACAACUUGCUGAAGAACUUUGACUUCUUGUCAGCAUCGUCACUUUUGGUAUCACAGCAGGAUGGAACUGUGGCAUUAGUGGACAGACGCACGAAAGGAGUUGAAGCAGAACAUGAAUACAAUCUACACUUCAAGUCCCUGCGUACCGUCAGUGUACACCCAGUACACACCCAUAUAUUUGCCACCGCCUCCAAUGAUGGGACGGUAAGUUUGUGGGACCACAGGAAGUUGAAGGUUGGCGGUAAGAAGAAUGAUCCGAUUUCCUGCGUGCAGCACGCUAAAGGUGUGUCCAGCGCCUAUUUCUCCCCGCUCACCGGCAAAUACAUCCUUGCCACCUCCAUGGACAACAAAAUCAGUGUGUUUGAUAGCUCAGCCCCAGAAAAGUCAUUGACAACCUUCAAGUCAUUCAAGCAUGACAACCAUGUUGGUCGCUGGCUUACCGGCUUCCGGGCCUCCUGGCAUCCACGUCGUGAGGACUUGUUUGUAGUCGGCAGUAUGAAGAGACCUCGACAGAUUGAGGUGUACAGUAACACGUGUGAAGACCUCGCGACAUUCUACGACCCAGACAACUUAGGAUCGGUGUGUUCCCUUAACGCUAUCCACCCCACGAGGAACAUCCUCGUGGGAGCCAACUCAAGUGGCAGGCUGCAUGUGUUCAUGUAAACAGGACAGGAGGAAAACUCGGAAAACAGAACAGACCAUUCGUUUUUCUUGAGUCCGUGUGGAGUGGAUACUUCAUCUUCGCCAAAGUUUCAAUUCUUGCCAGGGUUUUUCUUAAAAUCGGAUUAAAUUUUAAUGUAACAACAAAAAGCUACAACAGUGCAAUAAGUUUCAUGUUAUGUAAUGUCAUGUAAUAUUUGUGUCCACUGUGUAGACCAACCAAAUUUUCCAAAAUUGCUGUUGCCAUAGCCGA
This is a messenger RNA of Mizuhopecten yessoensis (Yesso scallop), 2228 nucleotides long. Its product is annotated as WD repeat-containing protein 76-like. The transcript has 14 exons. Gene Ontology annotation, cellular component: nucleus. The coding region runs from base 272 to 1978 and encodes 568 amino acids. Gene Ontology annotation, biological process: regulation of DNA damage checkpoint. Lineage: Eukaryota; Metazoa; Mollusca; Bivalvia; Pectinida; Pectinidae. The record is from RefSeq and is a predicted model, not a curated record. Gene Ontology annotation, molecular function: DNA binding; protein binding.